AUGAUUGAAGAGAGACCCAAGGAUACGGAUAAUUCUUCAUCGAAGCCCUCUUCAACUAGCCCUGAAUCAUCCAAACUUUCACCUACAUCGAACAAUAAUCGAAAACUGAAAGAAAAAUCGUCGGAAUCGACCAAGGAUCCAUUCUAUGGGCUCUCGUUCACGGUCGGGGUUGCGGAGAACAAGAAUGUCAACUACAGGGCGACCAUGGAGGACGUACAUACUUAUGUGGCGAACUUCGCCGAGAGACUCGAUUGGGGGUACUUUGCGAUCUUUGAUGGCCACGCAGGCAAGCAAACUGCCAGAUGGUGUGGGAAUAAUCUUCAUACUCUUUUAGAGAAGGAAAUUAUCAAGGCAGAGAAAGCGUGUGCACCUGAGCCAACAGCAGCUUCUCCAGAAAAGACAUCUUCCGGAACAUCCUCAUCCACAUCAACUACAUCACCACCAAAGGAGCCAUCUUCAGUAGACUCGGAAUCUGCUGUCGGUGCCAAAACUUCAAGUUCUGACGACUCCAAUAAGAAAACUCCGUGCAGCAUUGAUUCCUCCGCACCAUUGAGCAAUGAAUCUGACAUGAGAGAGCAUAUGCAUAACGCGUUCGUGAAGGCGGAUGAGUUAAUUCUGAAGGAGCCCACCGGCUCAUCAGGAAGUACAGCGGCAGUUGCGGUGUUAAGAUGGGAAACCGAUAACUCGAAGAGUGGGGCUGAACAGCUACCAACUAAGGAUAAACCCACAAAACUGCAGAAGCCAUCCACCUCUACAUUUGACUUUGUGCCCCAGGCAAACCAUAAGCGUAUGCUAUACACUUCUAAUGUAGGAGACCUGAGAAUUAUACUCAGCCGUAAGGGCAAACCAUAUCGACUUUCAUAUGACCACAAGGCUACAGACGUGAAUGAAAUCAAUCGGAUAAAAGAGUCUGGAGGUUUAAUAAUGAAAAAUAGAGUAAAUGGUGUUUUAGCCGUGUCAAGAUCCCUCGGUGAUUCAUAUAUGAAAGAUUUGGUGAUUGGGAAGCCAUACACAACGGCAACAGAGAUAUGUGAAGAUGACGAAUUUAUGAUAUUGGCGUGCGAUGGUUUAUGGGACGUGAUUUCAGAUUUAAAGGCCGUUCAGUUUGUUGCUAAACUUUUAGAACAAGAGGAUAAUCCAUCGACCAUUGCAAAAAAAUUAUGUCAGUUAGCAAUGGAUUCUUCUACUACUGAUAACGUUACCAUUAUGAUCGUUUUGUUCGAUCGUAGUGUAUUUGCAUUGGGAGAAGCAGUUAAGAAUUUGAAGGUAUAG
This is a messenger RNA of Dujonia railenensis, 1272 nucleotides long. Lineage: Eukaryota; Fungi; Ascomycota; Pichiomycetes; Serinales; Debaryomycetaceae. The record is from the annotation of a GenBank genome assembly.